GAGCGGGACGCCUCCCCUCCCGACCCCGCCCACCUGGCCCGGGCCCUGGUCCUUCGUGGGCCGCCUUCCGCCGCCAUGGGCUCGGAGAUGGAGCCGCUGCUCCUCGCCUGGAGCUAUUUUAGGCGCAGGAAGUUCCAGCUCUGCGCAGAUCUGUGCACGCAGAUGCUGGAGAAGUCCCCUUACGACCAGGAACCAGAUCCUGAAUUGCCAGUGUCUCAGGCAGCUUGGAUUUUAAAGGCACGAGCACUAACUGAAAUGGUAUACAUAGAUGAAAUUGAUGUAAAUCAGGAAGGAAUUGCAGAAAUGAUGCUGGAUGAAAAUGCUAUUGCUCAAGUUCCACGCCCUGGCACAUCUUUGAAACUCCCUGGAACUAAUCAGACGGGAGGGCCUAGUCCGGCUAUCAGGCCAAUCACUCAAGCUGGAAGACCCAUUACAGGUUUCCUUAGACCUGGCACACAGAGCGGAAGGCCUGGCACUAUGGAGCAGGCCAUCAGAACUCCCAGAACUGCCUACACAGCUCGCCCCAUCACCAGCUCAUCUGGAAGAUUUGUCAGGCUGGGAACGGCUUCCAUGCUUACAAGUCCUGAUGGACCUUUUAUAAACUUAUCUAGACUGAAUUUAACAAAAUAUGCCCAGAAACCUAAACUGGCAAAGGCUUUGUUUGAGUAUAUCUUUCAUCAUGAAAAUGAUGUUAAGACCAUUCAUCUUGAGGCUGUCAUUCUACAUCUUGGCAUUGAUAUGAUGGUGUUGAGGAAUAGCAACCACAUUGAAAAAAAUGCUUUGGACUUGGCUGCCCUUUCCACAGAGCACUCUCAGUACAAGGACUGGUGGUGGAAAGUGCAGAUUGGAAAAUGUUACUUCAGGUUAGGAAUGUAUCGUGAAGCAGAAAAACAGUUUAAAUCAGCCCUGAAGCAGCAGGAAAUGGUAGAUACAUUUCUCUACUUGGCAAAAGUUUAUGUCUCAUUGGACCAACCAGUGACGGCUUUAAAUAUUUUCAAACAAGGCCUAGAUAAGUUUCCAGGAGAAGUAACCUUACUUUGUGGAAUUGCCAGGAUCUAUGAGGAAAUGAACAAUAUUUCAUCAGCAGCAGAAUACUACAAAGAAGUUCUGAAACAGGACAAUACUCAUGUGGAAGCCAUUGCCUGCAUUGGAAGCAACCACUUUUAUUCCGAUCAACCAGAAAUAGCUCUGCGGUUUUACAGGCGACUCCUGCAGAUGGGUGUUUAUAACUGCCAGCUUUUUAACAAUCUGGGGCUCUGCUGCUUCUAUGCCCAGCAGUAUGAUAUGACUCUGACCUCGUUUGAGCGUGCCCUUGCUCUGGCUGAAAACGAAGAAGAGGCAGCUGAUGUCUGGUACAACCUGGGCCACGUAGCUGUGGGCAUAGGAGACAUGAACUUGGCCCAUCAGUGCUUCCGGCUUGCUCUGGUCAACAACAACAACCACGCCGAGGCCUACAACAACCUGGCCGUGCUGGAGAUGCGGAAGGGCCACGUUGAACAGGCAAGAGCACUGUUACAAACCGCGUCAUCCUUAGGACCCCAUAUGUAUGAGCCACAUUUUAAUUUUGCGACGGUCUCUGACAAGAUUGGAGAUCUGCAGAGAAGCUAUGUUGCUGCUCAGAAGUCAGAAGCAGCAUUUCCAGAUCAUGUGGAUACCCAACACUUAAUUAAACAGCUAAAGCAGCAUUUUGCUAUGCUCUGACUGUCCCACAGACCAAGUAUAUUCUUGGGCAUAGGAUAUAUAUGAGGGGGCAUUACACAAUGGGAAAAGUAGUGUGUAUAUAUAUAUAUAUAUAUAUAUAUAUAUAUAUAUGCAUGCUGUACAGACCUGUGCUUAAUACUAGCGAAGAGGACGUAAGGGAGUUUACAUAAGAAUUCAUAAGCAAAUUUAUUAAUAAUAACUUGUAUAGUAUUAUAAAAGAUAGGAUUUAAUGUUUGUAAAUAGAUCGUGAAAACUUCUCCCACAUUAUGUGGUAGAUGUUUAUAAAAAUGUUUACAAAACAUUUUCAUGAAUUUCCUCGAAUUUUUACAAUGCAUAUUUUUAAUGUUAAGCUGGCCAUUAGCUAACAUGUAGCUUCAGAGGUCUGAAGUCACCAUAAAGAUCACACUUCUUUGGGUAAAAAUGUGUAUAUUCAUCCCAGUUAGAGACUUUAUUUAGAACUUAAAAAUUGUAUUUAAAACUGUUUCUCAAAGGCUUUACAAGACACUACACAUUUUCUUAUAUACUGUGCUUUAAAAUAAAUCAGUGUGUAAUACACCAAUAUUCUGUCAUUCUUCAUGAGUUUUUAUCUUAGACAUCUCAGCUAAAAGAAGUUUUUCAGAAGUCCUGUGACCUUAAAAAUCAAGUCGUUAUUUUAAUUUUACUUGAUGUACCGCCAAUUUUGAAUUUCCCUGAGAAGCUAUUUACAGACUAUCAUAUUAUCAAUAUAAGACUAUCGGUAUUAGAAACAGAGUCACAAGCCCAGAGCCCCACCUGCGGUCAGCCUGGAAGUUAGGCCAGAUCCCAGGACCCUGCACUGCAAAAUCCUGGAAAGACUCUUAAACUUGUCUCCUCCCAUAUUUAGUGGAAUUCUCAUCCAUGCAUUCACACAAGGAAAUGUGUUAAAGGGACAAAGCCACUCAGUCAGAUUUAGGACUGUGGGACCCCUCACUAUUAUUCUUUCGGUUUUUAAUGUCAUGAAAAUUAUUUUACAGAUACUUGUUUCUGUUCAGAUUAGCUGAAAAAGCUAGGAGUUUGAGGAAUGAGGGCAGGGACUUCAGAGGAUGUGUAGCUGAAGGUCUUUGUGGCACAGAUGACCAAAGCCAGGCCUGGGGUCGCACUGCCGGGCGGUGGUACGGUCACAACUAGAACCCAAGACCUUGUUCGUGUGCUUUUUUUCCUGCUUCUCCAGGACAUGCUUUUUAGCUCAUGAGAAUUUCCUCAAGUGCCAUCCAAUGUCCUAAUACUGUAUUCAAUAUUUAGGUUGAAAUUUUGUCGUGUGAAUCAUUUAAGGUAAAAUAAGCACUAACAGCAGCUUGCAUUUAUGGAGGAUGUUGUAUGUGCCCAGUACGGUUCUAAGCACUCGAUGGGGAUUAUUCCUUUGAUUCCCGCUGCAGUCCUAGAAGGUGCUGUUACUCCUGUCUUCCUUGGUAGAAAAAUGAGGCACAGAGAAGUCAAGGAACUUGCUCAGGGUUAUAAAGUGUGUAAGUGGCAGAGCUGGGAUUCAAAUGCAGAUAAUGUGGGCCCCUGAGGGCGUGCUCUUCGCCCUCCAGAGAGAUCACCUCAGGGUUUCUCCUGUAAAUAAAGCUGCGCCCAUUUCAAAUGAAUGUUCUACGCAUUAAUAAAACUGGAUAGUAUGGGAAUAUUAACACAGCAAAAAAUAAAUGAGUCCGUAUUCCUAAGGUAACAUGGAGCUAUUUUUGUCUGGAGUUUAUGUUAAUUCAGUGUGAAGAGCAAUGCAAAGAAUGAGUCAGGACGGCUCCCGGCGGAAUGAUGGCAGAAAAGAACACCGUGCAGCCGGAGCUAGAUACAUCUUUGUAAUAGUUAUUUCUGGACCGCGUCUCUGGCUUCGGUGCCAACAUUUCCGUAGAAGGAAGGUAACCAGUUGUCUUCUGCCCUGGCUUAAAAAGUUCGAGUUACAAAUUGCUCCACCAAAAUUAACAUCAUUGAGCUUCCCACUGUUGAAAAGAAGAAACUGGCAAGACCCCAGCCAACACAGUAAUUGCUGGGGUUGGAAGGUCUUCCUUCCCAAAUAGGUCAAGUCCGAACCAGUCCUCUAUGGUUCUCAUUGCUCUGUUACGUUUCUGAAUGACAUGUCCCAGCGUCAAAGCACCCAACAUCAUUUAUGGCUUAGAGAUAAGAAAAUUCAUAAAGAGGGCACAUCACUACACUUUUCAUGUGGUUUCCACCACUAACUCUUCCUUAACAUGAGGGAUUCCUAUCAAGAGCUUUCAGCUGGGGUUGAGUUUAAGCAUUCUGAAAAACAAAAGAUUUCCGAAAUACUGUGGUAGGACCCAACACUGGAAAAUAAUGAAUCCAGAAAUGGAGUUGAGUUAAAAAACCAUUACUGGAUAGUUUUAAGUUCCAGGAGACAGAUAAAUGGGAAUGGUCUGCGGAUAUGUUCCAGACUCCCAAAAUGGUUAUCGAGGCUCAGAUAUUAGGGGAAAAAUUUGAUUCAGCAAUUUGAAAACUACGGCAGUUCUACAUCUUUCCACACAGACGGCAUUUAUCCUAUUUUUGGCUGACUAAAAAAUUAACAUUUCUGAGAGAUGCUGUGAUCUUAUAUCCUUGAUAUUAAAGCCAAAUUCUUGAGAUGAAGGAACAAAGAUUACUAAAGGUUGAAUUAUAAUCGUGUGGGACUAUACUAUUUUCUGCACUGUGACCCUUCCCCGUCCCCGAAUCCUGACUCGUCAGGAGUAAUUUCUUAGCGGAGUGUAAAGAACAAAGCUCUUGGAGAACACCACCACUUUAUCUCAGGGAAGAAAAGGCCAAACUUAGACACAUUUUAGGAAGACAGGUUUUUUUUGUAUUUAGAUAAAGCAGACCCUUCUCCAGUAUUUGAAACUCAAGUUUCUGUGGGCUCCAAGAUUCCACACCUGCCAACGCCUCGCACCUCACAGGCCGCUCUGAUGGAACAGCUUGUUUCCUUCUUUACAGGAUUGUUUCUCUCUUUUUCUAAAAUCGCGGUCCCUUUAAAGCUUCUCCCUUUCAAGCACUACCCUAUCUCCUUUGUCAUAACAUCUUGAAAGAGCAGGUGAUGUUUGUUGCGUACUUCAUUUCACUUGUUCCAUGGCCCUUUUCAGUCUGGCUUCAACUCCAAUUGCUGCUGGAACUCCUCCCAUCGAGGUUGUUAAUAACUCCCAUUUAGCAAAUCCAAAAGAUUUUUUUGUUUUAACAUAACAGUUUCUGAUAUUCUUUAUAUACCACACAAUUCUCUCUUUUAAAGUGUACCAUUUGGGAUGUCUGGGUGGCUCAGUCCGUUGAGCGUCUACCUUCAGCUCAGCUCAUGAUCCCAGCAUCA
Messenger RNA from Mustela erminea (ermine), 4999 nucleotides. RefSeq names its product tetratricopeptide repeat domain 8 (gene TTC8). The coding region runs from base 76 to 1701 and encodes 541 amino acids. The record is from RefSeq and is a predicted model, not a curated record. The transcript has 17 exons. Gene Ontology annotation, cellular component: non-motile cilium; BBSome; ciliary basal body. Gene Ontology annotation, molecular function: protein binding. NCBI's taxonomy places the organism in Eukaryota, Metazoa, Chordata, Mammalia, Carnivora, Mustelidae. Gene Ontology annotation, biological process: non-motile cilium assembly.